This is a messenger RNA of Fulvia fulva, 1521 nucleotides long. RefSeq lists its product as uncharacterized. The transcript has a single exon. Bases 1 to 1521 code for a protein of 506 amino acids. The record is from RefSeq and is a predicted model, not a curated record. NCBI's taxonomy places the organism in Eukaryota, Fungi, Ascomycota, Dothideomycetes, Mycosphaerellales, Mycosphaerellaceae.
AUGUUCAUUGAGUGCUCGUCUGAUGCGCCUGAAGUUGUUGUAUCUGUUGAUCCGGUCAGGCCGUCGUAUUCACCACUGUCGCAAGUUGCGCAACCCUCUGAGGUGCCAGCCCGCGUCUCCUCGUCACCACUUCCACUUCCACCAGGUCAUUCACCUAUCGCCACACCCACUAUACAGACACAGCGCCGACUGGACUUCUCGCUGCCGCCUGCGCCUCCGGUCGAUACACCCUUUGAUACACAGAAAGAGUGGGACGAGCAGUUCUUGGAUGAAGAGACAGAAUACGAGUCUGAAGAGCAAGAGCAGGAUUUGCCAGAGUAUCCUCAAACCUAUGAUCCUGUGGAAGACGCAUUGCAACGCGAUAGCAGGCGGUGGACAACACAAUCAGAGCCUCAAUAUAUCAGUAGCAACAUCACCAGUGAUAGUACUGAAGACGAUUUGAAUCGAGGGUGUAUGGGGCUGGUCCAGAACAUGAGGACUCGUAGCCAGGCUGCUGAGGAGGAUGCGCUGGAGUCUCAAUUGCAGGCUCAAGAACAGCAGCAGCGACAGACACCUCACACCGGUGGGCACCAGGUAUCGAAGAAGGCUAGAUCUGCGCCUAAAAAGGGCCUUCCAAUAUACCCUACACCCGUUGCUAGCAGUGCUAAGAAGGGCGACACCGCUGAGGCUAUUCAGCAGGCUGCUCAGCAGGCUCCUCAGCAGCCACCUCAGCAGCCGCGAGUGACGCUCAAGCUCGGCGGAAAGCAGCCGGCGCAACAGCGUAAACGGCCAACACCUUCGACACAAGGAAAGCAGCCACCCACACGGUCAAAAAAAGCCAGGAAGACACAGAAUUCAUCUAAGCGAUUAGGAGAACAGCCUCAAAAAAGAAUGGACCAAAUCGAGCCAGAAACGCAGUCACAACAGCCGUCGACGAAAGUCGCCGAUUUGCAAGCUACUCCGGCUGCUUCGACACCCGUACCGGCUGCACCAAUCGCUGCUGUUACGCCUGCGCCGUCUGCUACGCCUACGGCGGCUGCUAUUCGAGAGCCUAUCCGCGUGAAGACAACACUCACGUUCAUGAGCAAGGAGCUACCGGCACCAACGCGUGUAUUUAAUGGCGACCCCCUCCAGAUCCAGCAGCUGUUCGAUAGCAAUGAGGAGAUAGUGCGGAAGUACGCCCAAGCUAAGGGUAUGCACUAUCAUAUGCAAGAUCGCAGUGGCAAGCUUAUAGCGCAACGGCACGGUCAGAAGGAACAGCAAGACGACUUCCCUCUUGAUGAUAUAGACGGCUGGCACGAACACCUCCUUCUACUGCUUCCGGUGUAUACGAAGCACACUGUCACUAUUCAGAUUAUAGAGAAGUGGAACAACCAGGCUCUCCACGACUUGCUGUCCUCGCCGCUAUUGCUUAGUAACGAGAGCUUCGAGGAGUCCUCACCACCUGCUUCACAGCUUCCGAAUAAGAAGAAGAGCACGCAGGCUAACAUGGCUAUCGUUAACCAGUUUGAGACCAUAACGCAGAUGCGUAACGACUAUUAG